AUUCUGCUCUGCUCUUCCCACUGCAGCCACCCGAAAGAAAAAAAAAAGAAGGAAACCCAGCCAUGCCUUGGAAAAUUGGUAAGGAAGCUUGGUAUUUUCCCCUUCCUUUCUUGUUCUAGAACCCAUAAAGAACCCAGAAAUUUCCCCUCCCUCUCUGCAAAAACCGGAUCUGCUCUGCUUUGCUCUGUCCGCCGGCUGCUCUUGUUGUGGGGGCGAAUUGCUUGGGUUUUGGAUCCGUGAGUUUCUCCCCUGCACUUGCCGCCGGCUUCUCCCCCUGCCAAGUCCGGUUCUGCAACUGGAAAAUUUAUGUGUUAAUGGAUUGCUGUGAUUUUUGGAGAGAAAAUCCCGUGAAUUAGCUAGUGGUUUGGGCAAUUUUUGGAAGUGCAGUUACUGUUCACGUUGUGGGUACUGUUCACGGCACUGCUCAUAGAUUACUGUUCACACACCGAGGGUCAACAAUUAAUGGGGAUUUAAAUGAUUAGUUUGUGAUAUGAGAACGAAUUUGGAGAUAUCUGAUAAUGUGGAGAUUGAUAGAAAUAGUACCGUGAUUAAGGGUAGUCUUAAUGAUGAUUUCAAUGUGAAUUUGUGAUAGUCCAGUAUUAAUUGUAAGGUGUUUUGAUUAGGUUCCCGAUCGUUCUGUCAGUUAGCACUGAGAUUGAGUACUCGGUUUUAUGCGAGUGAGGCAAGUAAAUUUAUGGUAAUGACCGUACUGUUUUUAAAAGCAUGUUUUGAUUUGUUUUUGAAGUGGUGGCGGGACUAAACCCGUUUUACACGAGCAUGACUGAUUUGAAGUGAAAUGUUUAUGUUUUUCAUUAAAUUGAGCAUGCCUACUUGAAAGUGAUUGUGAAUUGUCCUGAUGAUUUGAAAGUGAUAGUGAAUUAUGAUUUUUCUGUUAACUUCUGCCUGUUUUAUCUCCGAUGUGGUCAUGUUAUUAGUGACCCUGCUAGUGGGGGAGGUUAUAAACGCUAGCACAUGUCGACAUGUUAGUGAUAGAGCCGGUUCGUUCAGUGGCCUUGCUAGUGGGGAUUAUACACUAGUAAAUCGUGUGCCUGCCAGUGGGAGGUUUAUAAACGCUGGCCAUAACCUAUAGAGGAGACGUCUAUUUCGUUUCCAUACCCGUAUCUGUUUUUCGUGAUUAUACUUGUUGGCAUGCUAUAAGUUUAAAUAAGGGGCACUCCAUAUUUACUUACUGAGUUUAUCUCAUAGUUUUUCCUUGUCCACCAUUUUAGGAAAUGAAACCGAGGACAGGAAAACCACGGGAAGUGACGAGUUAGAAAGCUAGCCAUUUCGAGAUUGAUAUAGAUUUUAGAAAUAGAUCAUGAUCUUGUAAACUGGAUUUUUAUUGGAGAUUUUAUAAAUUCAUUAAAUGGAUUUUUAGUUACAAGAGAUUUGACCUUGAGUUACAAGAUUUCAUUUGGAGAUUUUGGUGGUAUCAGAUUGUACAUUAGAUAAGUUCCGAGCCUUGUGCAUUUGUGGGACUCGUCUCACGAGUGCACGGCGUUUGCCACGUCUCCAAAUUUGGGUUUUGGGGCGUGACAGAUAUACUAAACAUGUCAAGACCUA
Rubroshorea leprosula is the source of this 1563-nucleotide messenger RNA. Lineage: Eukaryota; Viridiplantae; Streptophyta; Magnoliopsida; Malvales; Dipterocarpaceae. The record is from the annotation of a GenBank genome assembly.